AAAUGUAGAGCUUCUCCCCUCCAGCUCCGUCCUCCCUCUAGUCUCCAGUUCAACCUCAUCCAACCCGACUCAAGGUUCUCACUGAGACAGGGGCGUGGCUCCGGGGUGUGGGGAGGUACAGAGAUCUAAGUGAAUAUAAGAUCCCUGCAAGAUUAAGCGGUGUGCGUCUGGUGUGGGACGGAUGUAGCUUCAGAGUAAUUUGUACUGAGUGACAGAUUAGAAACCUAACCUAACGAUGGCCUGGGGGUACUGGAACGCACAUUCUCUUACACACGCUAAGACUGGCCGGCACGCUAGCCCUGCUCCAACAAUACAUACCCGGAGUAGGGAUCAGUCCUUGGAGAGGGAUCGGAGGGAGAUAGAGCAAUCAGCGUGUCCGACCCCGUCAAGAGUUUCUGUGUGUACAAGUUCUACUCCAGGUCCAGGAGGACGGAGUAGCUCCGGAGAAAUACAAAGUCCUGAGCGGGAAUUGGGACAGAGAACUAAAAGUGAACGAAGUACUCUACCUCGGGGUAGGACGAGUGAAGAGGGAGAAUGGAUUCCUGUGAGAAAUACUCUUCCAAGAGGGAAAUCAGAUUGUGCAGAUACUGGUUGGGGGACUAGUAGAUCAUUGUCCAGGGGUAAAUCUGAUAGUGACUGGGGGGAGAGAUGUACGCUCCCCAGGGGUGGGAAAUCAGGAAGUGAAGGUGAAUUCUGCCCGGCUUGCACUAGCUGCAGGGUCAGCUUCCAGUCAGUUAAAGAGAGCAGAGGUUCGCUCACAGAUGGAGGAACAGUAGGAGAGAAAUCUCAUGAUAGCUCCGAGAUACUUUCCUCUUCUCUUCCAACCCCUCCUCCUCCUCCUUUCCAGGCUAGUCUGAGCAGAGAGGGUGGGCGAGGAGGAGGAACUGAGAUCAUGGAAACAUUUAAUUUGAAGAGAAAUAGAGAGGAAAGAAGACGAAGACAGAACCUGCGGAACUCAUGCUCUAGUCAUGAAUCCCAUAAAUCCUCAGCAUCUCAUCGUAGUUCAGAGGAGGAGAAUGUGGACAGCGGGUGCAGGACGGAUUCAACAGGAAGACAAGGCAAGAGAACGUCGUCGCACACCCGGACUCCAUCUUCAGAGAGACAGUUCGGAUCCUUCUCCGAGGGGUGCUCAAAGGAAGGGAGCAGUGAUGGGAACCAAUGUAGGUAUCCUUGCUGUCCCUCCAGGGACAAGGAGAAACGGAGUUUACCCUCGAGUUUGAAGAACAAAAACCGACCGGAUACAAGUACUUCAGUGGAUUCUAAACCUAGUAAAAAUAGCUCAAGUGGUUCUGUAGACCAGGAGAAGAGGGAGAAGCUUGUACCUACUGGAAAGGUGAACAAUGCAGUGUUCAGUGAUGAAACAGAUUCACCCAAAGAAUGGAAAACUUUUCGUGAUAACGACUCUACCAGGUGGAGAAACGUAGAAAAAAUUAGUUUUAAUGGUGCUCAGAUUUGGCGUGAACGAGCUCAAGUUCGGGGGCGGAUCAACUCCGGGACGGAUUCAGGAGUUUCUCCACCGCGACGUUCUCUUCGCUCCCUCACACCUGAUGAUGAUUCAAUAUCAUUUCAUGAAUCCCUGGGACGGGAGCUCACCCGGAGAAGACGGAACCGGAGAAGAUCAGGUUCCUGUUCUUCCCAGGGGGAGGAGGAGGAAGAGGAGGAGGAUGGAGUAAAGAGAAGAUCUAAAAGGUUGGAUUCAGCCAACUCUACCCACUCAAUAACUGGUGCUUCCAGCAGAAAUUCAUCUUCUAAAUCCUCAAGCAGGUCUUCUAGAUCCCCUAGCGUGGAAUUUAUAAAGCAAGGCUGCAGUUCCAUACAAUGUAUAAGAGGAAGAAAAAGUCUCCGUUAGAGAACAGAUCCCUGGGUUCAUAUAUCAAACUAGAGAAUACUUCAGAGUAUGGGAUGGAUCUUUUGGUACAAGAUCUAAAAAGCGACUAGAGCAUACGACAAAUCCCUGGGUAUAAAGAUCUUACUAGAUCCUCGAGCAUAGGACGGAUACCUGAGACAAAGAUCUAUCUAGAGAAUCUACGAAUCCCUGUGUUAUCAUCUAGUUAUAAAUAGGAGAGUUUCUGUUCCUAACUACAGGCUGGUGCAACUUAAGGUUUAGGAUUCUGUAUCUGAA
Molecule: messenger RNA, 2122 nt
Organism: Eurytemora carolleeae
Lineage: Eukaryota; Metazoa; Arthropoda; Copepoda; Calanoida; Temoridae
Exons: 5
Coding region: 236-1849 (537 amino acids)
Source: RefSeq, a predicted model, not a curated record